UGCAGAACUUGAACAGUUCUUUCCUCACACAGGAAAGGGUUCUUAUUUCUGCUAAGUAUCUAUUCUGGUUUUGAGAACGCGUCUGGUCCAAAGAAUCAAGCCUUCUGCACCUACCUGUUAAAAGCCCGUUAAUUGUUUCAGGGAACCGCAAGAUGGACAUUACUACGGACAUUCCAGAUGAGGGAAUGGAAACCACACCAUAUGACUAUGAUUAUCUCCAUACACCUUGUCCAAAUGACAUGGUACAACAGUUUGGUUCCAGUUUCCUGCCACCAUUUUAUUAUUUGGUGUUCACAUUUGGCCUGGUGGGCAAUGCCCUAGUUGUGAUGAUUCUCCUGAGAUACAAAAGAAUCAAAAGCAUGACUGAUGUCUAUCUGCUAAAUUUAGCAAUUUCAGACCUGCUCUUCAUUUUCUCACUCCCAUUUUGGGCAUAUAAUGCAGCAGACCAGUGGGUAUUUGGGAAAGUAAUGUGCAAGAUUCUCUCUGGAAUUUAUCUUGUAGGCUUCUACAGUGGAAGUUUUUUUAUAAUCCUUUUGACUGCUGACAGGUACCUGGCAAUAGUCCAUGCAGUGUUUGCGUUAAAAACCAGGACAGUUGUCUAUGGCAUCCUCACAAGUGUCAUCAUGUGGGGUGUGGCACUUUCCGCCUCUGUGCCAGAGAUUAUAUUCAACACGUGUAAAAUGAUAGGGAGCCGCUGGAGAUGCACUUCUGAUUAUUCAUUUACAACCCAAGUCAACUGGAAUCAGUUCAACACUUUAAAAACCAACCUCAUCGGCCUGGUCUUACCAAUAAUUGUUAUGGUCUUCUGCUACACAAAGAUAAUAAUAAACCUGCUGAGAUGCAGGAAU
Molecule: messenger RNA, 848 nt
Organism: Gekko japonicus
Lineage: Eukaryota; Metazoa; Chordata; Lepidosauria; Squamata; Gekkonidae
Product: C-C chemokine receptor type 4-like
Exons: 2
Biological process (GO): chemotaxis; G protein-coupled receptor signaling pathway; inflammatory response
Cellular component (GO): membrane; cytoplasm
Molecular function (GO): chemokine receptor activity
Source: RefSeq, a predicted model, not a curated record